Messenger RNA from Megalobrama amblycephala (Wuchang bream), 726 nucleotides. RefSeq names its product mal, T cell differentiation protein 2 (gene mal2). Gene Ontology annotation, molecular function: structural constituent of myelin sheath. Gene Ontology annotation, cellular component: membrane. NCBI's taxonomy places the organism in Eukaryota, Metazoa, Chordata, Actinopteri, Cypriniformes, Xenocyprididae. The record is from RefSeq and is a predicted model, not a curated record. Gene Ontology annotation, biological process: myelination. The transcript is spliced from 4 exons. The coding region runs from base 24 to 560 and encodes 178 amino acids.
UCAACCUGUGCUUGUUGAGCUGAAUGAGGAUGGCGGAAACACCAAACCCAGCCACUACCUCCUUCCCAGCACCGACUAUUUCUCUACCCCUCGGAGUGGAAAUACUGAGGACGUAUUCCGGGGCCCUGAUUUGUUUGGAAAUUGUGUUUGGAGGAUUGGUGUGGAUAUUAGUAGCAUCGACGAAUGUGUCCGUGCCAUUGUUGCAGGGAUGGGUGAUGUUUGUGUCGGUAACCAUGUUCAUCUGUUCAUCUGUAUACCUCGCCCUGUUUCUGCUGGGCCUGGCUGACAAAAUUAACACUGACUGGAAUUUCAUGGAUAUGUUCUACCAUUUCAUCGCUUUGCUGUUUUAUUUUGGUGCAUUUUUGCUGGAGGCUACAGUUUCAUCUGCAGGUACAUAUGCAAACAGCACCACCUGUAUACGCAGACCCCGGGGCAAUAUAAUGACAUUUCUGGACUAUCGGGAAUACAGCAUUAAUGUUGCUGCAGCGAUAUUUGCUUUUAUAGUGACUUUAUGUUAUGGCUGUAGUAUGUUCAUGGGCUUCAGGAGAUGGAGAAAAUAGCACACAAAAAAUGGACCAUAUGUGACCCAUUCAUAAGACGAAUGUCUUCAAACGCCAACUGUACUAUUAUGGACAUUAGACAAGGUGAUAAUGUCACCACUGGUUUACCACAAUGUCAAGGUCUUUCUUCACAUUAAAGUAAAGAGUCAUUUUAACAGCUAUAAAA